GUAAUAUGGGAAAACCACACUGAAAAUUAUUGUUUAAAGAAAAGAUUACUUUAUACGAAUUAUGAUGUUUAAACCUAUUUGCCAUAAUGUAAUAAAAGGAAACAGUUUAAAUGUAUAUGUAUCAUUUCAAUGCAGUUCUUACGUAUUACACAACUAUGAACACAUAAAGAUAAUUAAUUAUCUUAUUUGAAAUCUACACAAUACAGGAAACAAGGCCGUUUAUAUAAAGGUGUUGAAACUAUGGGAUAGUAUUAAGUUAUUCAAUUACUUCAAAGAUGGACUCAAUAAUGGACGCCGUCCAGGAAAUGAAUAGGCAACAGACAACUGUAUGGCAACGUCUAAAUUCAAAAACCUUAGUUGAGAAUUCCAAGCAAACCAUCAGACGACUGGAAAAUCUGGAAGAACAUGUACAAAACUUAGAGACACAGUGCAAUAACAAUUCUACCAAACUUACCGAUAUUAAUCUACUAGUUCAUUCUUUGUUAGAAAUGGUAAAUAAAUUCGCUGUUGCAGUGGAAAACCUUCAAGAUAACAAAACCUCAGAAAAGAUAAGCGAUUUAUUAAAUACAGCAAAUAAAAGUGAUAAUCCAAAUAUCAAUCAUGCUUCAACUACUUCUUUACAAAGCAUCAGAAUACCCCCAACGACCCGUAUUGAGCUUAAUUCUGAAGACAAAGAUGAAAACAGUAAGAAUGUCAAAAUAGAUCAGCAUAUUCAUAAUAUGGAUUCAACACACACAAUAAACUCCGACAAAUAUAAGACAAUGUGUCCAUAUAAAACAGAUUUAUCGUUAGAUGUUUACAACGUGUCAUUUUGUAGAGAUUUUCCGAAAAAUAGCCAUAAAGAUGAUAGUGACUUUAUAACUGAUGCUGAAGAACCUCUUUGCAGAACUGACAAUAAUGAUAAAUUUGCAUGUAAUGAAGAAGAAAAUCUAAUACACAAAAACAUAAGUAUUCAGGCUAUUGACAACAGACAGCUUUUAACAAGCAACAUGAAUAUACAAAAACCGAAUAAGAGGUGCACGAAAAAUAAAUUUGGAUAUAAAUGUACACGUUUAGAUUUACAAAGUGAUAACCGUCUUAGCUUUCAUAACAGUUUAGAAAGUUUUGAGGGUAACGUUUUUUCAUCUCCCGUUUUUCGAGUUCCAGUGGAAUUGUCACCAGUACCUAACAUUAAACAAAAUGAAACAACACACAUUGCCAUGUCACUGAAUAGCGGUUUAAAUGAAAAAGACGACGAAGAUAAUAGUCAAUUUAUCACUGAUCGUCAAGAGGAUCAAUAUUGUUUAAGAAAUAGAUCUGACGAUAAUGUAAGACUGAGCGAACCAAAUAUACCACAAAGGAACGAUAGAUGUACAAACAAUGACUUUGGAUUCAAAACCACGAGAUCAGAGACACAGUAUGAUAACCGUGUAAGAUUUUAUAGUAGUUCAGCAUGUUUUGAAGGUUGUGAAAUUUCUUCUUCAAAAAUUGAAGUUCCAAUAGAAAAUAUACCAGUACCCAAUAUCGAGCAACAACCUUUCAUUCAUGACAAAAGUCCAAAGGUGACAUCGUCGGAAACAUGGGAGAGUCAACCACAGACACAAACUGAUCUUCAUGAGGACUCCGGGGUGGAAUGCAACGCAGGUUUUGGCGAAAUGAAACAGCUUCGGACAAUAAGAGACUGGUUAGGACAUCUUCAGCAGAUUCUUGCAUUCAAUGGAUACAAACAAAAUUCCUCUUUUAUUAAACGUGGAGGAGGACGACACAUUACGCUGGUAUUAGAUAUUUCUGAACGAAUGAAAGGACGAAAAUUUGAAGCCAUGAAAACGGCUGCUGUUCAGUAUAUUGAAGGUAUUAGACAAGUUGCAAUGCUGGGGAUGGCCGAUAAUAUUGGUCUUGCUGUUUUUGGUGGGCAGAGUCGACUCAUUCAAGAGACAACUAAUGAUUACAGUUUGAUAUUGGAACAUAUAGGCCAACUACAUCCCAUGGGAAAUGCACCCAUUAUUGGAGGACUGUUAAUGGGACUAGCUGGAGUUUUAUCAGGUCCAGUGGGUCGAAUUGGGGAUAAUUCACUGCAGGGGCAUAUGAUAAUUUUCACGGAUGAAACUUCAGGGCAUGUUUUACCAGAGUACGAUACAGAAAUUGGUAUCAGGUGUUCCUUUGAAUUUGGAAACUUUCGCGGUCUUCCAGAGACUGGUAGCAUACAACAGAUGAUAACUAGCACUCAUACUAAAGUAUAUUAUGUUCCUGUAGGAGAUGGCAAAACUAAUCCUAUUUUGGAAGAAACAGUAAGACAGACACAUGGUAAAGUUAUACAAACCAGUGAAAUGCAUCGUUUAAUCAGAAUGACUCAAGUCAUCGGAUUGGCUUCACGUAUUGCUUCAGAGAUAAGGUAUUGUCCACAAGAACAGACCAGAGAAGUCAUCAAAAGAAAAAUUAGAAUGGCAUCAAGUCAUGACGAUUCACAUGAUGAUUGUUCAGAUAUGGUUAUGGAUUUUCUGAACCCUUUGAAUAUGGAAAAUGGUCAAGGGAAGUUUGUUGAACUGAGCUCAACUACUUUACAACUAGGUGACAGGGUACGUCGGGGACCUGAUUGGUCGUUUGGUGAUCAAGAUCGUAAUCUUCCUGGAACUGUUGUUGGGCAAGACGAAAAUUGUAUUAUAUGGGUAGAAUGGGAUCAUGGCCAAACAAAUGUAUACGCAUAUGAUGAACAAAGACACAUUUAUAAAAUUAUCAAAGUGAAUGAACCUAGGAUACUUGUUGAUGAGAUGAUCGCUGUUGGAUGUAGAGUUGUAAGAGGACAAGAUUGGAGGUUUGGAGAUACUGAUGGUGGACCAGGUAGUAUAGGAACUGUUUUAGAUGUAAGAAGAGAUGGAAAAGUUGUGGUUAGAUGGGACUGUAAACGAACAGGCCUGUAUAAAAUGAGGCAUAAAGGGCGAUUCGAAAUUCGGUUGAAAGAUGACAAGACCAAAACUAGUCGACAAACCAAGACCAGAACGUACAGACGUCGAUCAAUGUCUGACGAGGAAGAUGAAUAUGUAUCUGAUGCAACCACUACUACAUCUACAAAACACGCUAGUGACUACGUCAUUCCUAUUUAUUCAGAUUCAACAGUAAGCGCUAUUUGGGAGUAUAAAGACGGUUCUGAUUGGAAGGAGUAUCCUGAUGAUAUAAAUGUAAAAAUAGAAAGGGCUUACCAGAGAAAACAAAGGAAAACCAUUAUCGAAAUGGAUCGUACUACGUUUGAAGUACAUUUUUCUGAAAUGGAACAGGAAAACCCCAGAAACAAGACAAAAGUAACAGUAAGAAGAAGAGAUUAAUGAUAGCUGAUGGAAAUUUUCAGUGUUGACACUAGUCUUUUGGAUAAAGACAACCUAGAGGCAGUUAAUCUUGGAACUUUAGUGUUUAUCGUAUCUGUCUCGUCCAUGUGUCUGUUCUUUGGGCAAACAAAAUAUACUAACAUGAAGAUCACCUCACUCAAUUCAAUAAUAUCAGCACAGUGGGAUUAAUUAAGGAAGAGCCAAAAAAAGUGUGUUUAAACAAUUUUGACCAACGAUAUAUCAGUUUGAUACAUAUAGUUCAAACCACCUUAUCCUCUUUCAUCAGAAUUAUUAAGUCAUUAAAAAUUUUUUUAAAAAGAAACAGAUACUAUAGUAAAAUGAAAGUGUUGACCAGGUCUAGUGAUAUAUCCGACUUUCUGAUACCCAAUACUUUGGCCAUAUAUUUAACAAGGUCUGUUUUGGCUUCUCCGUCCACUGCUGGGGCAGAUAUUUGAACGCAGGGUCGGAUCCAGGAUUUAAGGUUAGGGGGGCGCAAACUUAAAUUUUCGCGGAGUGGAGCAAUGUUAAAAUUUCUUUGAGGUAAAAUUAACGAAAUAUUCUUUAUUAAACUGAUGACAACACAUGCCCUGCAAAUUUUAGGGUGUCGCACGCCCGCCACGCUCCAGCCUGAAUCCCCCCGGAACGCCUACACCGUCGUCUUCAUAACCUUCAAAAUAGCAUGUCAUGUUAAUGUAAGUUAGUUCUUAACUAUCAGUAACGGCGUCCUUUAACUUGGUUUUCUGAAACACAGUAACUAAUUUUGCAUGAUACGGAAUUAAUUUCUUGGUAUAAAUAGGUUUUAAAACAUGUUUAUCCCCGCCUCAUUUUUGCGCCUAUCCCAAGUCAGAAGCCUUUGGCCUUUGUUAGUCUUGUAUGAUUUUUAAUUUUAGUUUCUUUUAUAUAUUUCGGAGUUUAGUAUGACGUCCAUUAUUACUGAACUAGUACAUAUUUUUGUUUAUGGGCCAGCUGUAGCCUCGGGGUGCGGGAUUUUCUCGCUGUAUUGAAGACCCAUUGGUGGCCUUCGGCUGUUUUCUGCUCUUUGGUCGGGUUGUUGUCUCUUUGACACAUUCCCCAUUUCCAUACUCAAUUUUAUUUGAAUCAGGUAAGUUUAGUGAAAUUUGAUUAAGAAAAGAAAAAUAAAUUAUGUUUACCUGUGAUAAAAUUGUCUUUAGCACCAGGUUUGGCUAAAAUUUUGAUUGAUACAGAUUUGCCAGGCUUCAUAAUCACAGGCCCUUCGUCUGUAGGUUGUACAUCUGCUUUCUGAAAUGAAAUGUCAAGCACAUAUAAAAAAAACAUUAGAAAUGUACAAACAAAUGCCUGAAUUCCAACAAAAAUCUAUUUACAAAAAGUCAUGUACUUUAAAUAAGAAAAAAUAAGUAUUUGAUAUUAUGUGCCAUUAGAAAAGAGACAUGAAACUGAUACAAGGGAAAUAUUACAGUGUAAAAUAUUUAUUGCUUUAGAUUGCUUUAGAGCAUCUUUUUGUAUUCUAACUUAUACAUACAUUAUCAAUUGUUUCAUAUUGUUGCUGCUGUACACCUUUAUACAAAUACAUGCAGCAUAUUUAUGUUUUGAAUAAGGCGAUGGCAAUGUAAUUAUGAUACAAUGUGAUGAAAGAAACUAUUUGAUACAAUCCAAUAGUAAAUAAAAUGUGUUUAAAUGAAACGGUU
This is a messenger RNA of Mytilus californianus (California mussel), 4966 nucleotides long. RefSeq lists its product as uncharacterized. The transcript has 22 exons. The record is from RefSeq and is a predicted model, not a curated record. The coding region runs from base 276 to 3299 and encodes 1007 amino acids. Gene Ontology annotation, biological process: protein ubiquitination. NCBI's taxonomy places the organism in Eukaryota, Metazoa, Mollusca, Bivalvia, Mytilida, Mytilidae. Gene Ontology annotation, molecular function: ubiquitin-protein transferase activity; metal ion binding.